Molecule: messenger RNA, 1692 nt
Organism: Phacochoerus africanus (Common warthog)
Lineage: Eukaryota; Metazoa; Chordata; Mammalia; Artiodactyla; Suidae
Gene: ICAM4
Product: intercellular adhesion molecule 4 (Landsteiner-Wiener blood group)
Exons: 3
Coding region: 74-1084 (336 amino acids)
Biological process (GO): cell-cell adhesion
Cellular component (GO): membrane
Molecular function (GO): integrin binding
Source: RefSeq, a predicted model, not a curated record
AGGGCCUUUUGGGACUGAAAAUUAAAGACCUCUCUCCAGGGGAAAAAAAAAAAAAUACGACGUUUGGUUUUGGAUGGGGUCUAGGAUCCCAUUCUUAAGCCAUGGGAGCAGGCGAUUUUACUGCCAAAGCCCCUGGGCCCCUCGGAAACUCCGUCUUUCUCCCACAUGCCCGGGUGGGGCUGAAGAGGCGGUGCUUCGGGCCUCCUUAUCUCCAGAGCCAGCCUUGGCUCCCUGGCGCGGGGCCCCUCAGUCCGGGCUUUUUGCCAUGGGGUCUCUGUUCCUCCUCUUGGUUCUGCUUUUGCUGUCGCCCUCUUCCCCGCGAGGCGGGAGCGCGCGGAGGCGCCGCAGUGCGCGGUCGCACGGCCCCGGAGGCAGCUCUCCCGCGCCCUCGGAGACCUCAGCACUUUUCUGGGUGCUCAUAAGUCCCGAGUUCAAGGCCGUGCCGCCGGGGGGCUCAGUGUGGCUCAACUGCAGCAGCAGCUGCCAGCAACCAGAGGGUUCCAGCCUCCACACCGAGCUGCGGCGGGGGGAGACGCUCAGUGGACCACGUUGGGUAUCCUACCAGCUGCUGGAUGUGAGGGCCUGGAGCUCCGAUGUGCACUGCUUCGUCACCUGCGCCGGAGAAACUCGGGGGGCCACCGCCAGGAUUACCGCCUACAAACAGCCACGCAGCGUGAUCCUGGAGCCUCCGGUCUUAGCAGGCGGCGAGUACACUCUGCGCUGCCACGUGACGCACGUGUUCCCGGUGGGCUUCCUUGUGGUGACUCUGAGGCGCGGUGGCCAGGUCAUCUACUCCGAGAGCCUGAAGCGCUUCACCAGCCUACAUCUGGCCAACGUGACGCUGACAUACGCGUUAAGCGUCAGGCCCGGUGACUUUGGGCAGCCUGUUACCUGCCACGCCCGCCUCAAUCUCGACGGCCUGGUGGUCCUCAGUAGUUCGGCACCCAUGACGCUGCCAGUUUUCGCUUGGAGCCCUGCGUCCAAAGCCUUGGCCUUCACCUCCAUCGCAGCCCUUGUGGGAAUCCUUCUUGUCAUGGGCAUCCUUUGCAUGCAUAAGUACCUACUGAUACAGUCUCAGAGGUAGAGGCAGUGGUCCAUGCUGGCUGAGCUGGAGGAAAAAGGAAUCUGGAACAAUUUGUGGAACCUUGCCUGGAUCAAUAAAGUCUUCCUCAGCCAGCUUCUACCCUUGGGCAUAAAGGUCCCCCAUUAGCGCACCUCCUCUAACCAAGUGGUCUUGUUUUUUGGCCUUGCCUCUAUCAUUUUCUCCAAGUUCCUUUUUUCCUUGAGGGCAUCUUAGGUUUCCUAACUCUGAUCUCCCAAACCGAAGCUGCAAUCCCUCUGCAUUCCCAGCCGGUGUAGUAAAAACCUUCCACAGGCAUUAUCAGUGCAGAGCAGAAGGGCAAAUCCUGGGCCUUGGGAGGCUUUAGGCUGUGGGAAGGCUUGUUCCUGGUAUGGCUUCUCCUGAUUGGCUCCAGAGCUACCAGCAGCAGCUCUCAUUGGAUGUUAAGUUUACUUCCCCCUUCCACUUUAGACUCUGCAUUUUCCUCGAGGGUAGGAGUGGGAUGAGAACUAAUCCCCCUAUUUCACCAUUAGCUCUGGGGGUGAGAGCGCAGAUGGGUGGGGUCAUAUGUACUUUUGGGGGGACAUGGAUACAGAGAACAAAUACCAUGUGGUGACUGUGGUAAGGAACAA